Molecule: messenger RNA, 1674 nt
Organism: Didymodactylos carnosus
Lineage: Eukaryota; Metazoa; Rotifera; Eurotatoria; Philodinida; Philodinidae
Source: the annotation of a GenBank genome assembly
AUGAGUCUAGCUUACGUAGCGGAAACAUUAUAUGAAGUUGUAAAUGAAAGUUUAUCUCUCCCUGAAGUGAAAGGUUAUUUAUCAAAUGCAAGCAAAUCAGAUUCCACAAUUCUAACCGAUUUGAGCAGCGGAACGUUUUGUCAGGAAAGCCCGCUAUUUAAAGAUCCAAACAGCUUAAAAAUCAUUUUGCACUAUGACGAUCCGGGAAUUACAAAUCCAUUAGGAUCUAAAGAUAAAUCGGUUUGUAUGUUUUAUUGGACGUUAGCAAACUUACCAAGUGUUGAAAAACAUCUGGUUAGACAAUAUGGGUAUGCGACUGUGUUGGCUGACUUCUUUGAUUCGAUAAACAAUUUACAAGAAAAUGGAAUUACACUCACGGUUGAGAACAAACAAGAAACUUAUGACGGUUCAUUAUUUAUGGUCUGCGGAGAUCUUUUAGGAAUGACACAACUACAAGGUUUCAAAUCAGGAUUCAAAAAUGGUUUGAAACCGUAUUUCGUUUGCAAUACGUCAAGAAUAGAAAAAGCUGACGGAGGAAAAAAGGCAGCGUUACAAAAGAAAUUUGGAAUUGUAUCAAGAUCAUCAUUUACAAAAAUUCAUGAUUUUGAUAUACUCCAACAAACUACCAUAGAUGUGAUGCACAUCUUGUUGGAAGAAAUUCACAGAUUAAAAUAUUGUUCAUUAGCAUUAUUAUCUAUGACGAUUAGAACGUUUCCAUUUCCGGCUGGUGAAUCGGCGCCAUCAGAAAAGUUCGAGAUCAAAUAUGCGAAAGAUACGGUUAAGUUUCGCUUAUCCGCAAGUAAAACAUUAACAUUAACAAAGUAUUUACCGUUAAUUCUCGAACAAAUUUCUCUCAGUGAGGCACGUAUGAAACAAUUAAUGAACGGUCAUGUUGUUAAGAAAGUCAGAGAAGUGGAAUUUAAGUCAAUUCCAGUACAUCGAACGUUAGACGUCAAUCAGUCAGUGUACGAAACCAAUAAAGCAAUCAUGUUCGGUAUUGUAUAUAAUGUCGGUGAUUUCGUGCUAGUGAAUGAUCGUUCGUUUCCAUCAGAUCCAGUUUUUGGUAAAAUACAAUCAAUACUUGUACAACAACAACAAAUAUUAUUGACAUUAAAAUUAGCCUUUAGUAGUACAUAUGAAAAUAAUAUGGGUUAUAUGUACGUAUUAAAUUCCAAUGCUGACGACUAUGACGAUUUUCGACGAGAUGAAAACCGAUCGCCUGAUGUGAUGCCAAAAAGUACGGAACAAGAACAAGUUAGUGGGAAACGAAAAAGAUUUAUGGAUAAACUUCGAGAAUUACCAUUGUUACCGAUGCCACUCAUUUUACCAGAUCUGCCAAUAAGAGUACAGACAGCUAUUGCGAAAGAUCAAACGGAAUCGGUUAUUCAAGAUAUAGCGCGUGUGUAUGCUGAUUAUCCGAUUGCUUACAAUGUUUCAUCAAAAACUCAUUAUGAAUUUAUUCGAGAUACAUUCGCAAAACAAUUCAAAUUAACUGGACUACAUCAUUAUACACUUCUUGACUUAUUUAAACAAAAACUAUCAAGACGGAUCCGGGAUCAACGUAAUCGUGGUGGAGAAAGCCAUUGUGCAAAAAAACUGAAUUGGGACGAUGGGCGCUAUGCUGGAUGGCUAAACGAGGAAACUGCUAGUUCAACGUCUAUCGGUAUUAUUUAG